Molecule: messenger RNA, 1335 nt
Organism: Clonostachys rhizophaga
Lineage: Eukaryota; Fungi; Ascomycota; Sordariomycetes; Hypocreales; Bionectriaceae
Source: the annotation of a GenBank genome assembly
AUGCCUUCCGCAGUCGCGGGCUAUGCGCCCAACCUCGACAAAUAUCUCAAGUCCUUGAAAGGCCAGCCAUUGGAGCUGUCGAUAGAGAACCUUGUUUCCCUCCUCAAACGAAGACAGAUCAAAGGCGCCGAGCCAUGCGCCGUCGCAACCGCCCACAUCAUCCUCCAAGUCGUCGCCAGGUCAAAGUGGCAGAACGUCGACGGCCUCCUCGACAACGUCUCCCGGGUGGGCCGCAAGCUGGUCACCGCCGCGCCCACCGAGCUGGUCAUUGGCAAUAUUGUGCGCCGUGUGCUGGGCCUGAUCCGCGAUGAGGCCGCUGAGGAUAGGAACGAGCCCCAGAGCGAGGACCCCAGCGACGGACAUGCGACGCCCACCGACGCCGUACCCAAUUCCACAGUCGCCAAGCAAGACUCUGCUGGCGGCUACCUGAACAACAGCCCUGGCCCCCAGUCACGCCCAGGCCUGAUCGUAUCCCAGAGUUCUGUCAAUAUCCCUAAGUCGCUCUUUCACCUCCUCUCAGCCUCCCCCCCCGCAGACUCAGACCAUACCCCCGGGUCGCCCUUUGCUGGCUCCGGGACAUCGACUCCCCAGCAUCACAAAAACUCCAGCAGCCAGGUACACGCCUUGAGAUCAGAGGUCAUCGAUGGCAUUGAGGAGAUCAAGGACGAGAUCAGUCAGGUGGAUGAUCAGAUCGCGGCCCUCGCCGAUGUGCAGAUACACUCGGGCGACUAUCUCCUGGUACACCGUCCCUCACCCACAGUAGAGCGGUUCAUCCUCCGAGCUGCGGUGAAGCGCAAGUUCACAGUCCUCAUCGUCACAGAGCCACCCCGGAAACACCUGGCGGAGGUCCAGCACGCCUCAUUUAGAAAGAAGCUCUCUGCCGCGAAAAUCACCGUGGUCAAUAUCCUCAAUGGCGGUCUGAUGGCGUACAUGGCAAGAGUGGACAAGGUCAUCCUGGGGGCCAAGGCCAUCGUGGCCAACGGAGGAGUCAUCAGCGAUGCUGGUGCCGCGGCAAUCGCCCGUGCAGCAAAGGAGUCGGGGAAUGCCGUCAUCGUACUCGGGGGCAUCUACAAGCUCAGCCCAGAGACUCCCUUUGGUGAGGACGAGGUCAUUGAAUGGGCCGACCCAUCAAGCUAUGUGGACUUCGCGGACGGGCAGCUGGUAGGAUCUGUCGAUGUUCGCACUGCAGCCACCGAGAUGGUGCCUGCAGACCUGAUUGACACAUACGUUACAAACUUAGGGACACAUACGCGCGAUCAUCUGUCAACUCUGAUUGCUGAUCACUACAAGCCUGAGGAUAUCGACUUCCACCUAUGGGAUGAUGCGAGAAGAUGA